Octodon degus (degu) is the source of this 1867-nucleotide messenger RNA. RefSeq names its product RAD9 checkpoint clamp component A (gene Rad9a). Gene Ontology annotation, cellular component: checkpoint clamp complex. Gene Ontology annotation, biological process: mitotic intra-S DNA damage checkpoint signaling; cellular response to ionizing radiation; DNA replication checkpoint signaling. Bases 139 to 1305 code for a protein of 388 amino acids. The record is from RefSeq and is a predicted model, not a curated record. The transcript is spliced from 11 exons. Lineage: Eukaryota; Metazoa; Chordata; Mammalia; Rodentia; Octodontidae.
CUGACCCUGGUGGCGCGCUUCAAAGACAGCCAGAGCAUCAGAGUUAGUCUUUGGGACCCCGAGCGGGUGUGGCCCGCGGCCUGCUUCAGUUCUCAUCGCGCUUUAUAAGCAAAGCCUGGGUGCGGUGCUGGAGGCAGCAUGAAGUGUGUGGUGACAGGCAGCAACGUGAAGGUGCUGGGCAAGGCCGUCCACUCCCUGUCCCGCAUUGGGGACGAGCUCUACCUGGAACCGUUGGAUGAUGGGCUCUCCCUCCGGACAGUGAACUCUUCCCGCUCUGCCUACGCCUGCUUCCUCUUUGCCCCGCUCUUCUUCCAGCAGUACCAGCCCACCACCCCUGGGCAGGACCUGCUGCGUUGCAAGAUCCUGAUGAAGUCCUUCCUGUCCAUCUUCCGCUCUCUGGCGAUGCUGGAGAAGACAGUGGAAAAAUGCUACAUCUCUCUUAAUGACAGGAGCAGCUGCUUAGUGGUCCAGCUGCACUACAAGUAUGGAGUGAAGAAGACUCACAACCUGUCCUUCCAGGACUGUGAAUCCCUGCAGGCAGUCUUCAGUCCAGCUUCGUGCCCUCACGUGCUCCGCGCCCCUGCACGGAUCCUGGGAGAGGCUGUUCUACCCUUUCCCCUAGCACUGGCUGAAGUGACACUGGGCAUUGGCCGUGGCCGCCGGGUCAUUCUGCGCAGCUACCAGGAGAAGGAAGAGGCAGAUAGCACCACUAAGGCCAUGGUGACUGAGAUGAGCAUCGGGGAGGAGGAUUUCCAACAGUUGCAGGCCCCAGAAGGAGUGGCCAUUACUUUCUGCCUCAAGGAAUUCCGGGGGCUCCUGAGCUUUGCGGAGUCAGCAAACUUACCUCUUACCAUUCACUUUGAUGCUCCAGGCAGGCCAGCCAUCUUCACCAUUGAGGAUUCUCUGCUGGAUGGCCACUUUGUCCUAGCAACACUCUUAGAGCUGGAUAUACAUUCACAGGACCAGAGCUCCUCAGAGCCCCACCAGCAGGCUCGCAGCACAGCCCACCAGGAUAAUUUUGCCAGUGAUGACAUUGACUCGUACAUGAUUGCCAUGGAAACCACUGUAGGAAGUGAGGGCUCACGGGCACUGCCUUCUGUUUCCCUUACACCUGGCCCCCAGCACCACUCUAACCCUGGCCCUGACUCAGAGGAAGACGAGGAUGAAGCUGAGCCCAGUCCAGUGCCUGGGACUCCCCCACCCAAGAAGUUCCGCUCGCUGUUCUUUGGCUCCAUUUUAGCUCCCCCACACUCUCCCCAGGGCCCAAACCCUGUACUGGCUGAAGACAGUGAUGGUGAAGGCUGAAGAAUGAACCUGAAGUCUGUGUCCUAAGGCCAUGGACUAGAAGUCUCAGUGUGGCAGGGCUGGGUCUCAGUGCUGGGGUAGCAGUGAGAAAGGGGCUGUACUGGACCUUACAGCUGGCAGUUCUACUUCCCAAAAAGGCUCCGCCUGUCUGGCUGCACUUAGCCUGGGUCCUCUCUCUCACACACACAUACCCUUCCUACAGUCAUGUACCUUAUGUGCUUGGUCUGGGCCCUGUCACUUACACACCCACACACACCCCUUCUGGCAAUCAGUCUUUUGGGCCUUGUGUAAAGACUGCCACCUGAUAAAGGGUACCUCACCUUUAUUUAUGGUAGAGCCUCCAACUAUCUGACUGGAGCCAAAAGCCCAUCAUCCUUAGGCUUACCUCUCUAAAGAAAAAAAAUCAUAGUGGAGCUGUAAUCACUGCCAGUCCACCUUCUCUACUCAUGAACCAUCUCUCCAAGCAUUGCCCACACAUUUGGAACCCUCAACAGCGGGCAGUCUUUGCUUGCUUUGCCAAUACUCUUUGGCUCUGUCUUGGAUACAUACAUGCAUGCCUGGG